Molecule: messenger RNA, 3048 nt
Organism: Polistes dominula (European paper wasp)
Lineage: Eukaryota; Metazoa; Arthropoda; Insecta; Hymenoptera; Vespidae
Gene: Kap-alpha1
Product: karyopherin alpha1
Biological process (GO): protein import into nucleus
Cellular component (GO): cytoplasm
Molecular function (GO): protein binding; nuclear import signal receptor activity
Source: RefSeq, a predicted model, not a curated record
GGUGGGGGGAGUUGCAUGCGAAUACCUUGCACACGGAAACGCGUACGUAACCAAGUAGCUGUGUGUACAAGAGUACCGCGUUACGAAGAAAAUAAUUACGUUAAUUUUAUCCAUUUUAUAUCAUUUUUUAUCAAUAAUUCUAUUUAUUUCCAAAUCAUUGAUAAAACUUACGAGAUGUCAAGUGGGCCGACACAUAAGUAUCGUUAUAAAAAUGUGGGUUUAGACUCACAGGAAUUAAGACGACGUAGAGAAGAAGAAGGUGUACAAUUAAGAAAACAAAAACGUGAACAACAAUUAUCAAAAAGACGUAAUGUACCUAAUAUUGUUUCCGACGAGGAUAAUGUUUCAACUACAGACGAAUAUUCUCUACCUACGCCACAAUUACAAAGUGUUGUUAUAACAAAAAAAUUGGUACAAGCGUUAUACAGUCCUAAUGUAGAAGAUCAAUUAGCAGCUACUCAAAAAUUCCGAAAGUUAUUAUCGAGAGAACCAAAUCCUCCUAUAGAUGAAGUUAUACAUACAGGAAUAGUACCUCGAUUUGUUGAAUUUUUGAAAAAUGAUAGUAAUUGUACACUUCAGUUUGAAGCUGCUUGGGCUUUGACAAAUAUUGCGAGUGGAACAUCUCAACAAACACGUAUGGUAAUAGAAACAGGAGCUGUACCUACUUUUAUAUCGUUACUCAGUUCCGAAUACGAAGAUGUACGAGAACAAGCAGUUUGGGCUUUGGGCAAUAUUGCAGGAGAUAGUCCUGAAUGUAGAGAUAAUGUUAUAGAUUCUGGUGUCCUUCCACCUCUUCUACAACUUCUUUCUAAAACCACGCAUCUAUCAAUGACACGGAAUGCUGUAUGGGCAUUGUCAAAUCUCUGUCGUGGCAAAAAUCCUGCACCUCACUUUCAUAAAGUAUCACCGUCUUUACCAGUUUUAGGACAACUUCUUAAUCAUUCAGAUUCAGACGUUCUUGCUGAUACUUGUUGGGCUUUGUCGUAUUUAAGCGAUGGCCCAAAUGAUAAAAUACAAGCAGUUAUAGAUGCCGGUGUUUGUAGGCGUCUUGUAGAACUUUUGAUGCGUGAAGAAAAUAAUGUAGUGAGCGCAGCUCUUCGUGCUGUUGGUAACAUAGUUACUGGUGAUGAUGUACAAACUCAAGUUGUACUAAAUUGUUCUGCGCUACCUUGUUUAUUACAUCUUUUGAAUUCAUCACGAGAAGCUGUACGUAAGGAAGCUUGUUGGACGGUUUCUAAUAUCACUGCUGGUAACCCUCAACAAAUACAGGCUGUUAUUGAUGCUAAUAUUUGCCCUGUACUAAUUGACAUAUUAGAAAAAGCUGAAUUUAAAACUCGAAAAGAAGCAGCUUGGGCAAUCACAAAUGCUACCAGUGGUGGUACACCAGAACAAAUUCGUUAUCUUGCAUCACAAGGAUGUAUUUCACCAUUGUGCGAUUUAUUAACAGUCAUGGAUACAAAGAUCCUUCAGGUUGCAUUAAAUGGUUUAGAAAAUAUUUUACGUCUUGGUGAACAAGAUGCUGCUAUGCACAAUGGUAUAAAUCCUUAUGCAGUUUUGAUCGAAGAAUGUUAUGGCCUAGACAAAAUUGAAUUUCUUCAAUCUCAUAGAAAUACGGACAUUUAUCAAAAAGCUUUUGAUAUUAUCGAUCGAUAUUUCGGAUCUGAGGAAGAAGAUACAAGAAUUGUUCCAUCUAUUGAUUCGCAAGGACAACAAUUUCAGUUCACAGCACCCGACUCUUCUCAACUUCCAGUUGAAGGCUUUGAAUUUUAAUUGAUUAAAAAAAUAUUGAUUGAAACCUGGAAUAACGUGCUUCUGAAUACGACUGUUCCAUGCGCUAUCUUUUACGAUCCUUAAUCUCAUGAGAAAUGUAAUAUCUCUAAAAACCGAAAAAUAACAACUAGCUAUACGAGUUUUCUCAUACUGAAAAAAAAAAAAAAAACAACAAAACUAGCUGUACAAGUUUUCUCAUACAUUGUAUUAUUAUUAUUACAAAUGCUUUUGAGUUGGUAUAUCAGUCAUUGAAAAAAAAAAAAAGAAAAAAAAAGAAAAGGAAAAAUAUCAAUAGUACACACAUACCCCCUUUUAAAAGAAAAUUAUUAGAUUUUUGUCUCUUAACAAAAUGAAGGUGCAAGGGAUACAUUUUCUUAUCUUGCAAAGGUGUUUUAAUUUUACAAAGUCAUAUAAUUUUGCAUUAACCUCUUCCGCUAUGUGAUAAAUAGUGCAGCUUGUGAGCAAAUAAUAAUAAUAUCUCGCAAAACAAAUCGAAACUAUUAUUUCGAUUUUUAUUUGUAUAUUUGUCUCACAAUUUGUAUCAGAGUUGGACUUGUGAUAAUAGCAGAAGGGAUUAAUGUUCUUAUAUCUUUUGCUUUUUUUGGCUCUUAUUCUGAACAAAAUAAAUCUUUAUUAAAUUGUAAUUGUCAAAGCUUUUAUCAAGCUUUUGUUUGUUCAUAUAUAUAUAUAUAUAUACAUAUAUAUAUAUAUAUUACUGAUUGAUCAGUAAAUUUAUUCGUAUAUACUUUUGCAGCGUAAAGCGUUCAGUUUAACAGAGAUAUAAAAAAAAAAAAAAAGAAAAAAAAACAACAGAAACCAUUGUAUUAGUGCUUAAAAAGUAAGUAUGAUUUAAGUGCUAAAACUGUUGGCAAACAGAAGAAAAAAAAAACAAAGAGAGAGAGAGAGAGAGAGAGAGAUCGAUUAUAUUCAAAGCCAGAUAUUAUACGUACACAUUACGACAUGACUGACUGAGAAUUACGACACAGCAACACAGCAACAAUAAUGACGACUUGCACAACUUGCAAGAUUUACUGUAUUACUGAAGUAAACGACUAUUACUACUUCUACUAACUAUUACAGCCAAUUCGGACAACAUUACACAAUGUGGUACUACUACUCAUCGUCUCUUAACUAUGAUAGAUUAAUAAAAAUAUGACCAAUUAAACUUUUUUACUGUAAAUACGUAUCUCGUAAUAUUAAGGCUAUUCUAUACAGAGUGCCCUGAUAGAUGAAAACCGUAAUUACAAUGAUCAGACAAUUGUAAACAAAAAAAAAACA